Molecule: messenger RNA, 2119 nt
Organism: Anthonomus grandis grandis
Lineage: Eukaryota; Metazoa; Arthropoda; Insecta; Coleoptera; Curculionidae
Exons: 3
Coding region: 82-2073 (663 amino acids)
Source: RefSeq, a predicted model, not a curated record
GCGUUACGUUAUUAUCGUCCGUCUGACAUACGCAGAUGUCACAUUAACGUUUGGUUAAGACGUUGAUUUAAAGUUGAAAUUAUGGAGGUUUUAUUUACCACUAAGUUGGAAGAAUAUUAUCAGAAGUUUGUGGAUUUACAAGAGAAGUUAAAAAAAAGCGAGGAGCAGCGGUUUUUGUUGGAAAUGAAGUUUAACGAUCUGGUUCAGGUUGCAAAAGAGGAGGAGCAGGCGCAUUACAAGAAACUUCGCGCUCAAUACAAACGCUUUCUAGAAGAGGACAAAAAACGCCAAGAACGUAACGAAAGAAUCAUAAGAAACCUCGAGAGGAUCGAAACCAGAAUAUCCAUGCUUUCGGCUAAAACGGAGCGGAUCAACAUGCUUAGGCGACAGUACCAACAAUUCCUAUCAAGGAUUGCCCAACCCACCAAUGUAACAAGGGAAAGAUCUUUUGUAAAAGAGGAACCACAAAAAACUCUAUUCAGGGAAGAAUAUAAAGAGCCUGAUGCUUCAAAGAAGCAUUGUGAAGAAAAAAUGGAAAUUCUGGAUCGUUAUUUGCAAACGGUAUCGUCACAGAAGUGUCGCGAUACCAUCGAGCAGGAAAGUGGGAAAAGAGUAUUGGCAAAUCAAGUUUCUACAACCAAUGAUGCCACAGCAAUAGCUGAAGACAUUAUGGACUCCAUUUAUUCAAGGUAUUACCGUAAAGAAGCUGAUUUGGGUAAGAAACUUAAGGAGAUGGAGAAGGAGAGGGUUGAUUUAAACAGUUCCAAGGAGUCUAGUGAGGCAGAACUUCUAAAACCUAAAGAGUUACUUAGUAAGGAGGCAACAGAAGAGAGUGCGCCAGCAGCUGAGAGUGAAAAGGAGACAAAUGUUGAUGUUGAACCUCAGAAGUCAGAGGAGCCAUUAUUGUCUAUUGAGACAAUGGAGGAUAAUAAGCAGAAAAUUGUUGAAGAAGAAGAGGCUAAAGAAACUGCUUCUGUUCUUCAAGAGCAGGUAAACCAACCAGAGGAAUUAUCUAUUAAAGAAGUGGUGGCCCAAGAAAACCAGCGAGAAGAAGAACCACCAGUGGCGCACCAAGCUACUCAGGAAGAACCAGUGGCGCAACAAACUGCUCAAGAAGAAGCGAUGGCGCCACAACAAACCCAACAACAAAGUCCUCAGUAUCACUCAGAACAACCACAGUACCAACAAGUGCACCAACAGUCAUACCUAGAGCAAAACGCUUGGGUGGACCAAUACGGUAACCCCCAAUACGCUCAGCCAACAGCUUACCCAUCAAGCCAGUACCAGCAGUACCAAAACAUCCAGCCGGUCCAAUACGUUCCACAAAACAACCGAAUCAGACAAAACUUCCGAAAGUUCGUAAGAUACGUGGUGCAGAACCAGCGACAGACCGCUGUGGUGCUCAGUCAAAUGCCCCAAGGAAGUCAGGAAACAUAUCAACAAGUUCCUCCGGACAUGGAACGCCAGGGGAGCCAAGAAAUCUUUCAAGGUUCACCAGAGGUGACGUAUGUACAAGAAGUUCCUUACGAUCAAACUCCGGAGCCUUUGUACCCUGAAGAGAGUCCUCAGCAGUAUGUUGAAGAUCCUCAUCAAACGUACGAUCCCAAUCAGAGCGAGCUGCCUGGUUACGAUGAGUACGGCCAAAUGAUCUUUUACGAUCAGCAUGGGCAAGUGGUGGAGCCCCAGUACGACGAGAAUGGUCAUAUUGUUCCUCAGUAUGACCAAAACGGGCAGAUGGUUAUGAUUUAUGACCAUAAUGGUCAAGCGUGUUUUAGUCAGGAGGAAACGUAUGCCACUGAUGGUCAAUAUGGUGGUAAUGGCCAGCAGAUAAUGUAUGAAUACGAGGGUCAAGCGGAGUAUUAUGGAGAAGUGGCUCAAGAAGAACCUAAAGAGGAAGCAGCUGUUGUUGAACCUGAAAAAGUAGGAAUUAGUGAGUUGUUGGAGGAAGAAAAAGUGGAAGAGGAAAAGGAAAAGGUGGAUAAAGUACUGGAAAUCUUGGACACGGAUACUGAGCAAAGCACUAAACAAAACAGCAGUAAAAUAUCCAACGAUACUGAUUUUGAUUUUAGUUAAUUGGUUUUGUGGCUAGUAGGGUAAUAAAUUAGAGUCUUUGCUGUUA